Exaiptasia diaphana is the source of this 1439-nucleotide messenger RNA. RefSeq names its product translation initiation factor eIF-2B subunit alpha. Gene Ontology annotation, cellular component: eukaryotic translation initiation factor 2B complex. NCBI's taxonomy places the organism in Eukaryota, Metazoa, Cnidaria, Anthozoa, Actiniaria, Aiptasiidae. The record is from RefSeq and is a predicted model, not a curated record. Gene Ontology annotation, biological process: translational initiation. Gene Ontology annotation, molecular function: guanyl-nucleotide exchange factor activity; translation initiation factor activity. The transcript is spliced from 10 exons. The coding region runs from base 66 to 959 and encodes 297 amino acids.
UCCAAAGGCAUCCCAAAACAAGAGUUCGCGGAUUCAGCUCAGCGGUUUCUCAUGACAGAAACAAAAUGGAGGUCGAAGAGACAGUGACAUUUUUUGAGGGAUGUAUGGAGAAAGACCCUGGUAUGUCCGUCGCAGUUGCAGCCAUUCACACACUCAUUGAAUUUAUCAGGAAAUCGCCAGCUGAAACUCUGUCAGAGUUGAGGGAAGUCCUCCAAAAAGUAAUCCAAGUGUUAACAAAAGCUGAUAUUGCAGUAGCCUCAGUUUCAUCAGGAUGUGAACUCUUUCUAAGAUUUAUCACGCUUGCUGCUCUUGAUAAUCCUGAUUUCAAAGAAUGUAAAAGAGUUCUUAUUGAGAGAGGACAAUUAUUCUUGAAAAGAGCAGCAGAUGCAAGAGCAAAAAUAGCAAAACUCAGUGAUUCAUUCAUAAAAGAUGGUGCUACCAUUCUUACUCAUUCCCGUUCAAGGGUAGUCAUAGAAAUUCUCAAAUCAGCAGCAAAACAAAAGAAAAGGUUUAAUGUUUUUAUCACUGAAUCUGCACCAGAUAAAUCAGGGCACUUGAUGCAUGAUCAGCUGGAGGAAUGUGGUAUUCCAUCUACUGUAAUAUUAGAUACUGCUGUAGGUUAUAUUAUUGAGAAAGUAAACUUGGUACUGGUUGGUGCUGAAGGAGUCGUUGAAAGUGGAGGAAUCAUUAAUAAAAUUGGUACGUACCAAAUGGCAGUGAUGACAAAAGCUGCCAAUAAACCUUUUUAUGUUGUGGCAGAAAGCUUCAAGUUUGUAAGACUUUAUCCACUCAACCAAGAGGAUGUGCCAAAUAUUUACAAGUACACUACUAGCCGUGCCGUGACAGGCCACCCAUUGGUGGACUAUACACCGCCAACCUACAUCACUCUGCUGUUUACUGACCUGGGUGUCCUGACACCGUCUGCUGUCAGUGAUGAACUCAUCAAACUCUAUUUAUGACAACACAAAAACACCUAGGUGUAUUUGAAAAUGGGCGCUCUGUUUCGUAGAAGGUCUUGGGGAGUCUGGAAACGAACUAGAUGAGAUUGCACUCUAGAAAAUGAGAUAUGCCUAUUUCAAAAAAGGUUGUCGGAUAAAAUGGCGAUUUUCAAUGGUCGAACGGAGAUUGCACGACCGAAUGUAGCCAUGGGUUUUGCUAAUUGAUGAGAAAUAACUGCUCCAUUUAGCCUCCAUUUCUAUGCAAGGUGAAUCUCACAAAAGAAACGGUCGUAGAAUCUUCUUCGACAAUCAACACUCGCCAUUUCCCCCGACAACGAGUUUUGCACUAGGUGUAUUUAACAAGAGAGGCGCGUUAAGAAUACAAGACAAGCUAAAAGAUUCGAAACAUACUGAAGAAGAAUGAACUCUGAUAAAGCAUCGUGUUAACUCUAUCAAAAACGAGAAUAAUAAAAUUAGCGAUGGUUUCAUCGAGUGUUUAGA